Paraglomus brasilianum is the source of this 1308-nucleotide messenger RNA. The record is from the annotation of a GenBank genome assembly. Lineage: Eukaryota; Fungi; Glomeromycota; Glomeromycetes; Paraglomerales; Paraglomeraceae.
AUGGAAUCUAGUAGUGACAGAAAUAACGAUACUGAUAACAGCAAUAACGAGGACUCGACUGAUUCAACACGAAUGACAAUAGACUUGCACUCUCUGAGCUAUGUUGAGCCGGUGAAUUCUAAUCUCAUAUGUUGCAUAUGUUGUGCACCAUUCGUUGAUCCUGUCGUGGUGGAGCCGUCACUUGUUCGCAAAGCGUCUUGUCCGGUAGAUCGUUCUCCUCUAACAUCGCCACCAAAUCCCGCCGCCAAACUGAUACAGACCAUGGUAAAUGAGCUCUACGUAUACUGUCCGAACGUUGAUGAUGGUUGUGAUCGAAAAGAACAACGACAAUUGUUAGAACACCAUCUGAAAGAAGAAUGCGAAUAUGUGAGAAUAGAAUGCGGAAACGAAGAGUGUAAAGAGAUGGUGCUCAAGAAAGAGUUUGACAGUCACAUGGAAAACUGUAGAGAAAGAGUCGUAAUGUGUGAAAACUGCAAUUCUGAUGUCAAAUUGAGUGGGGUGGAGUCCCACCGUGCAACCUGUCCAGCUAAAUCGAUGACAUGUCCUCAUUGCUCACGGUCUUAUACGCUUGCUGCUCAUUCAGAUCAUCUCGUUAACUGUCCAGAUAUGGAUACACCGUGCUUACAUUCUGAAUUUGGUUGUCUGUGGAUGGGUCCUCGUCGUGAACUCUCUUCUAUACAUCUCCCCAAAUGUCCGUUCGAACCACUCAAAGACAUAUUCUCGACAUAUAAACGGCGUAUGGACACAUUAGAGCAAGAAAACAUGCAAUUAAGAACGGAACUGAGCAUUGCGAUCGAAAGAAUACGAAACGAAACCGAGAGGUUAUGGGAUGGAUUAAGAGAAAUGUUUCCGGAAUUGUUUAUCGGAUUGGGAGGCAAGGAAGGAGAGGAUCUUGUGAUACCGAGGGAAAGAUUAGUGGCCGAGAACGAACGAUUAAAGAACGAUAUUGAGACACUGAGUCGUAGUCUUGCCGAUCUGGAACUCAGACAGAACCAUGCCUUGGCGUCAGAGGUAUCGAAAUUACAAGAAGAGAUUCAGUCUCUGAAAAUUACCUGUCAUAGUAUUCGUACUCAGAUGCAUCAUGUUCUAUCCGAGAGACGCGGUGAUGGGAGCAGUAGUGCAGGAGCACCAGUUGCAUCCGUGGCGAGACAGUCAAUGUCUGGGAAAGCGGAUGUCGAAGGCAGAGGCGGUCAGAGCAGGCAGCAUGGAGAGAGUAAGAGUUGGAGAAGGGUUGCAGCAGCAGAUAUGAAUGGAAACAGAGUUGGGAAUGUUGCAGGCGAAUCGACGCGACAGGAAACGAAAUUAUGA